GAUACGCUUCUAAAAUCCAAAGAACAAAAGAAUGUAAAACCCAAACGACCAAAUCCAGUUAGGUAGCUUCAUUUCCAAUCUCACCUACCAACGCCUACUACUCUUCCUUUUCAGAAGCCAUUUUUAGAGAAGGAUUCAGAAAUGAGUCUGCACACGAGCGUGAUGGAAGAGAUAACGUUUUACACUGGGCUGUCUCCCGCCGCGUUUUUCACCCUUUUGGCUAUGAUGGUCGUCGUUUACAGAACCGUGAGCGCCAUGUUUGUGUCCCCCGAAGAUUACAACAAACCUCCCGUUGUUUCGGCCCGAACUCACCCCCAGUUCGAAGACCCCGAACCGCCUCGCCAACCGGUCCAGUUGGGUCAAGUAACGGACCAGGAAUUGCGAGCAUACGAUGGUUCCGACCCCAAUAAACCGCUUUUGAUGGCAAUCAGGGGUCAGAUCUUUGACGUGUCCACUGGCAGGAACAUGGUACGGGUCAUCUGAUUGGAGAAGGACAUGAGUCACGGGGACUUUAUUUUCUAAAACUAAGCUCCUCGGUAUCCUGUUUUGCAACUUCAUCCCCAAAACUUUUGCAUGAUCGUUUGGGUCACCCAAGUUUAUCCAAGUUGAAGAUGAUGGUUCCAAGUCUCAAACACAUUCAAGCCUUAGAUUUUGAAUCGUGUCAGUUAGGAAAGCAUGUUAGAUCUUCCUUCCCUAAAAAGUCUGAGACACGAUGUAAUUUUUCUUUUUCUACGAUUCAUUCUGAUGUUUGGGGAUCAAGUUGUGUCACUUCUUUUGGUUUUAACUAUUUUGUAACGUUCAUUGAUGAAUUCUCUCGUUGUACUUGGGUUUAUCUAAUAAAAGAAAGAUCUGAACUUUUAUCCAUAUUUGUGUCCUUCUUUAAUGAAAUUAAGAACCAAUUUGGGAAGACAAUUAAAAUUCUCAGAAGUGAUAAUGCUAAGGAAUAUUUUUCUGCUGUGUUUUCCUCAUUUUUAUCUUCCCAUGGAAUUUUACAUCAGUCAACAUGUCCUCACACUCCACAAUAA
This is a messenger RNA of Vigna unguiculata (cowpea), 1025 nucleotides long. Lineage: Eukaryota; Viridiplantae; Streptophyta; Magnoliopsida; Fabales; Fabaceae. The record is from RefSeq and is a predicted model, not a curated record.